Messenger RNA from Capsicum annuum, 2226 nucleotides. Its product is annotated as cysteine--tRNA ligase 2, cytoplasmic. Bases 184 to 1842 code for a protein of 552 amino acids. Gene Ontology annotation, molecular function: ATP binding; cysteine-tRNA ligase activity. Gene Ontology annotation, biological process: cysteinyl-tRNA aminoacylation. Gene Ontology annotation, cellular component: cytoplasm. The record is from RefSeq and is a predicted model, not a curated record. The transcript is spliced from 9 exons. NCBI's taxonomy places the organism in Eukaryota, Viridiplantae, Streptophyta, Magnoliopsida, Solanales, Solanaceae.
GGCCCACACCAAACACACACACACACCCACACAAGGGAAAAAAACACGUUUUACUAAUUUUAUAUUCUUAUAUCUAUUUUACGAUAUACUCAUACAAAUCUAAGGCAGCCGGAGUUAGGGUUUUUUGUACGAUCAAAAAGUACAAAUCGAUUUUCCGGUCGAUCGGAGAAAUUUUCCGUCAAAAUGGCGAAUGAGAAUGUUGAAUUUCAAGUGUACAAUUCAAUGACGAGACAAAAGGAAGUAUUUGUACCGAAGGAACCUGGCAAAGUGAAGAUGUAUGUUUGUGGUGUUACUAGCUAUGAUUACAGUCACAUUGGCCAUGCUCGUGCUUAUGUUGCUUUCGACCUUCUCUACAGAUAUCUGAAAUACUUGGGAUAUGAGGUUGUGUAUGUGCGCAACUUCACUGAUGUGGAUGACAAGAUAAUUCGUAGGGCUAAUGAGUGUGGAGAAGACCCAACAGCUUUGAGUGGUCGAUACUGCGAAGAGUUCCUAAAAGACAUGGAUGAUCUCCAGUGCCUCCGACCGACUCAUCAGCCACGUGUUACUGAGCAUAUGGAGCAGAUUAAGGAAAUGAUAGAUAAGAUAAUAACGAAUGGUUGUGCAUACGCAGUCAAUGGAGAUGUUUUUUUCUCUGUCGAUAGUUUUCCAGAGUAUGGUCGAUUAUCUGGACGAAAAUUAGAAGAUAAUCGAGCUGGAGAACGAGUUGAAGUUGAUGCAAGAAAGCGAAAUCCUGCCGACUUUGCCUUGUGGAAGGCUGCAAAGCCUGGUGAACCAAGUUGGGAGAGCCCCUGGGGUCUUGGAAGGCCAGGUUGGCAUAUAGAAUGCAGUGCAAUGAGUUCGCACUAUCUGACACAUUCCUUUGAUAUACAUGGUGGUGGAAUGGAUUUGACUUUUCCUCACCAUGAAAAUGAGAUCGCCCAGAGUUGCGCUGCUUGCCCGGACAGUAAUAUUAGCUACUGGAUGCAUAAUGGUUUUGUGAACAUAGAUGAUGAGAAAAUGUCGAAAUCAUUGGGAAACUUCUUCACCAUACGUGAGGUUACUCGAUUGUACCAUCCCCUUGCAUUGAGGUACUUCUUGUUGGGGAAUCACUACCGGUCUCCAGUUAAUUACUCAAUAUCACAGAUAGAAAUUGCUUCAGACUCCGUGUUUAAAAUUUAUCAGACCUUAUAUGAUGCUGAAGAAGCCUUGUCAGCUUUUCAACAAGGAACUGAAACUGCAACAAAUGUAAGGGGGCGUCUUAGCUCUCAGGCCCAAGAAUGCAUCAAGAAUCUGCGUAAUGAGUUGAGGACAAAGCUCUCUGAUGAUUUGCAUACACCUACAAUUUUAAAUGCUGCUCUUCAAGAUUCUCUUAAAGUUAUGAAUAGUUGCUCGACCAUACUGAGGAAAAAGCAAAAGCAACAACACCCAUCUGCUGCUUUGGCCAUAACCGAGCUCCUGAGGGAAGUGAAGGCAGUAUUGGAUGUUCUUGGCUUGCUCGCUGGUUCAACAUAUGCUGAGGUUUUGCAGCAGUUUAAAGAGAGGGCAUUGAUAAGGGCUGAGUUGACAGAGGAAGAUGUUUUGCGUGCAAUAGAGGAAAGAGCACUGGCAAGGAAAAACAAGGAUUUCGCUAGAGGCGAUCAGAUCAGAACUGCUCUAGCAUUGAAGGGUAUCUCUUUAAUGGAUAUCGUAGGGACGACUGAAACAGUUUGGAGGCCUGCUAGACCCGAACAGGAGCAGCCUGCCGCACCAGCUCAACCAAACCAGUCUGCUGCAGCAUUGCAACAAGAACAGCCUGCUGCACCAUCUCAACAAAUGCCGCCCACUGCAAACCCACAACAAGAACAGCCUGCUGCACCACUUUAACAAGAACAUCCUGCGGUGCCACCUCAGUAGACCUUCUUUGAUUACUCAAGUGAAGAUUCUUUUCUGGAUUAAUAUUCAUAUUUGUUUGAGCUCUGUAACUUGUGAACUAGAAAGUUCAUGGAUGAGACAUACAUGAUACAAUUUAUAUCAUUCGGCAUGUAGCUAAGAUGAGCCGAAGAAUUAUUUUCCUGGUUCAUUCUCUUUACCGGGAAGAUGAGCUGAGGCUCAGUGCCCACUUUUUGUUGCAUUUCACGGCCCUGCAGCUCAACGAACUGACAUUUUUGCCUAGAGUUAAGCAGUCCGAUGACAUGUAAACUUCAUCAUUGUUGUACUAUUGUACUGAUAAAACUUAAAUGGCAGAUAGCACUACUAGUGUUGGAGAUA